AGCCUACGUGGUAAAAAAAAUAUUAAAAUACUUUCAUCUUUAUCGUUUGCUCAAAUUGUUCUUUUAUUCAUCCUAGGCGAUUACGAAGUCCAGACAUUUUAUUUAGUUUUAGAGAGGAGAAGAUCAUGAUCGUAUAGAUGAUUUAAUAUCUCGAAAAUCGCUAAAUGCUAAACCAGGAAAAUGUCAAGGUUGGGGAACGCUUACUCGGAGACACAUUUACGUUCAAGUGUAUUUACGAUCUUGUAUUCUAAAUGAGGCCGACUGGCUAUCAAGUGCCUACGUUCCACUUUUACUGCGUUCUUUCUAUCAAAUGUUAUUACGUUCUAAGCAGCAUAAUUACGUCUGACAGCGAUGACAAAACGAUGACUUUAAUGAAUGGACCCGCUGCAGUAAAAUUGUCUAACAAAUUUAUAAUGUUGCAUGUAACGUACAGAAUAUUUUAAGAACAUUUUCUCGUCAUAAAUUGCAAGAAUCCUCACAUUUUCGAUCUGUGCUGAUAUAUUUGAUCGAUUAAUAUUUGUCAUUUUGUCACAUAUUCAACAUAGAACAAGGACGAGAAUAAUACAUCGCGUAUGCACAGAGAACCUGCGUGUCGAAAACAUGGGCGAGAGAAAUUCCAGAAGAGAAGUUUGAGAAAGCGAGAAACGUGAUUGUGAGCAUUCCAAUAUGUUUGAGCAUAUGUGUGUGCACAGAUGAGUGUUUAUCCUUUCGGUGAAAUGCAAAUGCGUUAAAAGUGUCUAAAAGGCGGAAUUGCAUUAGCACUACAACAAAUUUCUAAGUAUUAACAUAUUUCAGAGCUCCGUCUCGCGCGCCUUCUUUUCUUCAUCGCUUCUUUACUGAAAAUUUAGAACUGCGUCAGAGAUAGAAAUCUCCGAGGCAUUAAACCGAUAGUCGUAGAAUCUUAAAUUUACAGCGCCUGAAAUGUCAAUACACUAAUAAUAUCUUCGAUCCUUAAUAUUAAUUAAUCUGGAUUCCGCGAAUGGAUGUAGAUAAUCUCUUAGGAAGUUCUAAACUUAAUCCUUACACACUGCAUUAUUAUUUAGCUGUUCAGCCAAGCGUACAAUGCAUUUAUGCAGAACGCUUGAAAAAUCUUUGAAUGCCGGAAGAGUUCUUUAGCUAUUCCAGACGUCCAUCAUGAUUGCAUACGCAAGAGUUGCACAAGUUUUCGUGAAACUCAUAACAUGCAUUCGUGGAACAGCGGUACCAGUAGACGCGAGAUAGAGAGAAAUUGUACGACGCAUGAUCGACAUGGAGAUAUGAAGGAGAUUACAGUAGGCAGCGAGACAAUGAAGACAGGACAAUCGCAACUCGUGAGAGGUGUUCAUGUUCGUCAAAGAGUUAAGGUCCGUUUAGCGGUAAAGUGGAAAGUGAAGGUAUAUACCAACACAUUGGCAAUGAUGUUGCAUUCACGAUGUGUUCUUUCAUUCUCUCCCAAGGUACAACAUUUCCUUCUAUCGUCCAGACGCACGCACACGUGCGAUGACACGUGUGUGCACUCUUUCGCUCUCUAGAUACAUACAUACAUACGUUAUAUACGCGUGAAAUAAAUCUUAUGUAAACGCGAGUGAAACCACCGACGUAUCGAAUUUGAUCGGCGCAUCCAUGUCGUCUUUCGAUUUCUAUGUUUUAUUUAUUUAUUUAUUUUUUCGUUCUACUACGGACUGACUGAAAAAUUUAGCUCACUGGGUUCAUGGAUUUUUAUCAUAGAUAAAGAAGAGAAGAAUUUUCUAAAUAAAUCAAUUAAUGACUA
Acromyrmex echinatior (Panamanian leafcutter ant) is the source of this 1750-nucleotide messenger RNA. RefSeq lists its product as uncharacterized. Lineage: Eukaryota; Metazoa; Arthropoda; Insecta; Hymenoptera; Formicidae. The record is from RefSeq and is a predicted model, not a curated record.